UGACAAGCGAAUGUCGUAGCUGCUGUUUGGUAGGUUGUAUUGGUUGUAGCUGUAGUGUGUUUACUUCUGGACAAUUGCUUCCGGGUUACUUUAUUAUUACUUUAUACUUUAUUGUGGUUUACAAACUUUGUUUUGUAACAUUAUUUACUUAAAAUGGGCGAAGACUUACCCCAUGCCGAGAACUUGGACACAAAAAAUGGAAACUUUAUUUGCGGAGUCGUCGAAGGCUUUUAUGGGCGACCCUGGACAACAGAGCAGAGAAAGGAUUUAUUUCAGAAAAUGAAAAAAUGGGGUAUGGAUUCCUAUGUUUAUGCUCCAAAGGAUGACUACAAGCACAGAGCCUACUGGAGAGAAUUGUACACAGUUGAAGAAGCCGAACAUUUAACUGGACUUAUACAAGCGGCCAAGGACCAAAAUAUUACUUUUUAUUAUGCAUUAUCUCCUGGCUUGGACAUAACAUAUUCCAGUCAAAAAGAACUUUCAACACUCAAAAGGAAACUGGAGCAAGUUUCUCAGUUUGGAUGUAAGGCUUUUGCUUUACUGUUUGACGAUAUCGAACCGGAAAUGUCUGAACAGGACAAAGAAAUUUUCCAGUCUUUCGCACAAGCUCAAGUCUCGGUUACCAAUGAAAUUUUUGAGCAUUUAAGGCUACCAAAGUUUUUGCUUUGCCCUACACAGUAUUGCUCCACUCGAGCUGUGCCAAAUGUUAUAAAUUCUGAAUAUUUGAAUACAUUAGGCUCGAAAUUGUCGCAGGAGAUCGAUAUUAUGUGGACUGGAAGCAAAGUGAUUUCGCGAAAUCUCACCAAGGAGAACAUCCAGGAAAUUACAGAGGCUUUGAGAAGACCGCCUGUUAUUUGGGACAACUUGCACGCUAAUGAUUAUGAUCAAAAGCGGGUAUUUUUGGGCCCAUAUUCGGGAAGGUCGCCAGAUUUGAUACCAAAACUGCGAGGAGUUGUUACAAAUCCCAAUUGCGAAUAUGGGGCAAACUUUAUUGCUAUACAUACAUUGGCGCAGUGGUCUAGGUGUAGCGUUGAUGGACAAAGGGAUCUUUCUAUAAACGAUUCUGUAUCUGCAGACAUCAAACUUGAGACCGAAACUGAAGAUGGUUUAUCUGGCGAAGCUGUGCCAGCAACUCUUUCGCCCAACAUGUAUCAUCCAAAACAAGCUUUAAAAAAUGCUAUUAAAGAGUGGCUGCCGGAAUUUACAAAGCACAAAGCAGCCUGGGGACCCAUAGCCAAACCUCAACCUGCUGUAGCUGUUGUUCCUGUACCUAUAAUUCCUUCAAUAAAUACGUGCAUGAGUUUGACUGCUGGCACAACAACUCUUUCUUCAAGCGGGUCAGCACAACCAAUGGUAUCUUCCAGUCAGUUACAAGCUUUGGCUGAGGUAUGCAGUUCCGUGGCUUCAGGGACUGACAGCCUCGUGACACCUGCUCCAGCGCCUGUUAUGAACUCAUUGGUGUCAGAAACCAAAGUAGUUACCAACGAGUUGAUACCGAAUCUUAUAGCGGCCGUUCCUGUGCCCAUUCCUGUAGACGAGGAGAAAGGUAAAACUAUCACUGUAUUGGAAGGAGUGAUUAUCAAGCCAGAAAAAGCCAAUGGUACCAGAGCAGCAACGUCGAAAGGUGUCCCGAUGUUGCAGGAUGAGCCAAAGGACAAUAAUUUAAAAGAUGAAACUGUUAUGAAUACAGACUCUAGCAUUAGUAGUGAAUCAAGUCCGAGCCCUUUGGAACCAAUGGAUUGUAAUAGUACUCCAAAUAUAUCACCCGCACACGGAGUCAAGGCACUACAAGGAUCUCCAGAAGAUGUUGCUAUGACUGAAACAGUUUCAUCAUCAAGUGGAUCAAUGCAGGUGGAAUCAAAUGAUGUGAAUCAAAUGAUAGUUGAGAAUAAUGAGCCUCCUAGGAAAGACAAUGCUGAUCUAACAUAUGAAGAUCUGGCCCUAUUUUGUGAUUUAUUCUAUUUGCCAUUUGAACAUGGUGCUCAAGGUUUACAAUUGCUGCACGAGUUUCAUUGGUUAAAAUCGAACGCACAUGUCGUUAUAUCGUCUAAACAAAGAGAUGACACAUCAAAUCCGGAGGUCCAAGAAUGGUUUACCAGAGCUGAUAAACUAAACGAACUGACAUUGGCUGUAAACAGGCUCUUUCAACAUUUGACUUCUUGUAAUAAUCGAGAAGCGCUUUAUGAUCUUUAUUCAUACAUCUGGGAUAUACAGAGUGUUAUUUCUCUAUUAAAUUCAUAUGUUAAGUGGUUAGCUACUGGUCAGUUUCCUUCGUCCAUGCCAUCAUACACCCAGGGCACCUUCACAUGGUUUUCCAGAGGUUGGAAGGAGACCUUUAUGUCCGGCGACCAAGAACCUUGGGUUUUCAGAGGUGGGCUUACUGCUGACCUUCAGCGUCUCAUGCCAGUUGACUCAGGUAACGACCUCUUCGUCUACAAAGUUCCCGAUGUCCCCACUUCUAAACUUUUUACAAUAAGACCCUAUUUGCCCAAAGACGAGGAGCAAGUUUACAAUAUUAGCAAUAAAACUUGUAAAGACGGUCUAGAGCACUCUGUCGCUUUGCCGCCUGAACUAAAAAAUAUCCACGCAGAUAGGAUUGUAGGACCCUACUUGAUAAUUCAUCCGGAGUUUUGUUUUGUUGUAGAGGAUGAUGUGGGUGUUGUCGGAUAUGCAUGCGCUGCUUCUGAUUAUAAAAAGUUUAGAGUAAAAGAGGAAACUGCUUGGAUACCAGAAAUGUGCGAAAAGUAUCCAGCUCAUUUAGGCGAAGGUGCUAAUAAGAGCAUUCAAGAAUGCAUAUCACAUUUCCACAAGUUCAAAGACGAAGUUUUUUUUGAUGGCACCACUCAUCGUUCAAGUUUAGUGUGCAGCCUCUUACCAUCAGUUUUAGAUCAGUCUGUUAGCAAAAGAUUGGUAACAUGCUUACUGGCAUCUCUAAGGGCAAAUGGAUUUUUUGGUGUACACGUCGUGAUGAACGUAACCGACAGUUACACGCGAGCCUUUUAUGGAAAACUUGGCUUUGCGGCAAUCGCUAAUGAAACAAUGAAAGGCAAAAUUGUGAUGGGGAGAACUUUUUGAAGUUUUAAAUAUGGAUUCGAGCAUCAAAAGGACACCUCAAAUCAUAAUGGAUUUUUUCUGAUCGUUUGGACAAAAUGCGCGUCUGAAAAGUGAUUUUCCUGAAGUUCUAUUGCUCGAAUUACCUUCCACCACAGGCUUUCAGUAAAUUGUCACUCUUCAGUAUCUGAUACCUAUUGUACUAUUUUCAAGAAAUUCAAUCGCCAUCAAUAGUAUUAUUAUGUAGAAACUAGAUGACAGAAGAAAUCUGUAUUUAUUAUUUUAGAAAUAUAUUUUCUUAACUAUAAGCGUUUGCCAGUGAUGAUGGAUAGUUUUGCUCACUGGGAUAAUUGAAUGUAGAACAAAAUAGGAAGGAUUUAUUUUGCCCUGAACAAAAUGUUCAAAUUCAAUUUAUUCUAGGUGUGAAAAAAUUAUAAUAUAAUCGUGAGACGCACAUUCGUCUGUGAAGGCCUGGUACUUAAAAACUAGAUACUUAAACUACAUGUUUUAAUGUUUUAUAGAUAGCAUAAACUAGUUAAAAUUUUAUGAGAUACAAAAUUGUGAUGAAUUAUAAAUUGGUGAUAUAUUUGAAUUUUUUAUUAAUUAUUUUAAUAUUUUUUUUUAAAAUUGUUUCGCCAUACCCACCUCUAGUAGUGUUUGUUUACACGGAACAUUUUUGUUUAACUAUUUAAAUAAAUUGGUCCAAAUCAUUUUUUUCUACAUUCAGCUCUUGAGUGGUCGUAACCAUCAGAUUGAAGUUUUAUAAAUAGUUUAACUUUAUAUCUUACAGCACGUUCAUUUCAUACUUUCUUUAGGCAUAAAAAUUUUAGUUUACCCAAAGUCCAAAGGACAGCACUACUGCUUAAAAAUUAUUACCACUCUUCUGGAAUUUUGCGUGUGGCUUCAUUUUGACGUUUUGCUGCGGCUGGGCAGUAGAAAACGCCAUUGGUAAAGACAACAAUGCGUGAGUCAUGUGAUAAUGAAACAUAUUUUCUGUUAGGCUUGUAGUAGGCUCGUAAGAAUGAAGCCACUAACAAAGUUCCACAGUGAUAAGAUACUAAUUUUUGAGAAGGGUGGCUGUCUCAUGGACUACUACUAUUUAUUUGUGAUUUUAUUUUUUUAAGAUGAUAAAACAUCACUUUAUUUUAGUUUGUAUUUCUUUUUUAAUGCUGAUCUUGUUAAUUUUCUUUCAAAGACUAUUGUAUAAAUCAUAAUUAAACAUUGUUUAUAUUUAAUAAACAAUCAUUUUAUGUUCAUUUUAA
This is a messenger RNA of Ceutorhynchus assimilis (cabbage seed weevil), 4313 nucleotides long. The record is from the annotation of a GenBank genome assembly. NCBI's taxonomy places the organism in Eukaryota, Metazoa, Arthropoda, Insecta, Coleoptera, Curculionidae.